Messenger RNA from Hyalella azteca, 1078 nucleotides. Its product is annotated as histone H1-delta. Gene Ontology annotation, molecular function: structural constituent of chromatin; nucleosomal DNA binding; double-stranded DNA binding. The record is from RefSeq and is a predicted model, not a curated record. The transcript has a single exon. Gene Ontology annotation, biological process: negative regulation of DNA recombination; nucleosome assembly; chromosome condensation. Gene Ontology annotation, cellular component: nucleus; nucleosome. Bases 440 to 1036 code for a protein of 198 amino acids. Lineage: Eukaryota; Metazoa; Arthropoda; Malacostraca; Amphipoda; Hyalellidae.
CUCCCGCUUUGCCAACGCAUUCCUUUCAUUGCAGUAUGAGUAAGUAACGUCUCUGCCACCAUUAUGUAUAACUUGUAACAUUUUUUAUCGAUUUAGCCAGCUAAAAAUAUGGACUCGGAUCACUUCUCGUCGUGUACUUUAAACUUAGUUUCUGUCCAUGUAGUCUUUUUUUCAGCUUUAUCGUUAUGUCGCCAGGGUAGAAUCAUGCAUAUUGACAAUAAUGAUUUUUCUUUCAUUAUUUAUUGCAUCAAAACUGGAAGAAAAUUCGUGAAUUUCCAUUAACAGUUCGGCGAAAUCUGGCAAAUGAGUUUAGAGCGGGGGUGAAAAGUGGGGGUGCACCCCAUCGGCUUGGAAUCUGACCGUUGCCGACUCUAUUCGUUCUUUUGCUGUGCUCGUGUGUGGUUGUGUGCUGUUGCUCCGCAAACCCAACGUGAUCAAUAUGGCUGACACUGCUUCCAAUACACCUACCCCCGCUGCUGCUCCUGAAAAGAAGAAGGCAGCGAAGAAAUCACCAAAAGCUGCCAAGCCCGCUGAGCAUCCUAAGUACAGCGAAAUGGUUACUGCAGCCGUGGCUGCUCUCAAGGAACGCAAAGGCUCUUCUGCUCGCGCCAUCAAGAAGUACAUCGCCGCCAACUAUAAGGUUGAAGAGAAGUCAAUUGGAACUUAUGUUCGUUCUGCUUUGAAGCGUGGAGUAAGCUCCGGACAGCUAACUCAGGUCAAGGGUAGUGGAGCUAACGGCUCCUUCAAACUCGCUGAGUCUGCAAAACCCAAGAAGGAAAAGAAAGAAAAGGCAGCUAAGUCGCCAAAGAAAGCCACACCCAAGAAGGCUGCUGCCAAGAAGCCUGCCAAGUCUCCCGCCAAGAAGGCCACUAAGUCCACUGAGAAGAAGGCAGCCAAGAGUCCGGCAAAGAAGGCCCCAAAGAAGUCUCCAAUGAAAGCUGCAAAGAAGACCGCCAAAUCGCCUGCCAAGAAACCCGUUGUAAAGAAGGCAAAGAAACCCGCUCCCGCUGUCAAGAAAACUGCUGCAAAAAAGUAAAGUACUUCAUCAGUCAAUAAAACUUAUUAUUUUUUGAAAAUG